Molecule: messenger RNA, 771 nt
Organism: Castor canadensis (American beaver)
Lineage: Eukaryota; Metazoa; Chordata; Mammalia; Rodentia; Castoridae
Gene: Pbdc1
Product: polysaccharide biosynthesis domain containing 1
Cellular component (GO): cytoplasm
Source: RefSeq, a predicted model, not a curated record
CUGGAAGGAGCCUGUAAAAAGUCAUUUCCGGGAAGGCAAAGACAUGCUUUCUGGACUGCAACAUGGAGGCUGCUAGUGGGAUCAAUGGAUCGGUUUCUGGGGAGCUGGUGUCCGUGGCACAUGCCCUUUCUCUCCCAGCAGAGUCUUACGGCAAUGAUCCUGAUAUUGAGAUGGCUUGGGCCAUGAGAGCAAUGCAGCAUGCUGAAGUCUAUUACAAGCUGAUUUCAUCAGUUGACCCACAGUUUCUGAAACUCACCAAAGUUGAUGACCAAAUUUACUCUGAGUUUCGGAAACAUUUUGAGACACUCAGGAUAGAUGUAUUGGACCCAGAAGAACUCAAAUCAGAAUCAGCUAAAGAGAAGUGGAGGCCAUUCUGCUUGAAAUUUGAAGGGAUUGUAGAAGACUUCAACUAUGGUACUUUACUACGACUGGAUUGCUCCCAAGGCUACACUGAGGAAAACACCAUCUUUGCACCCAGGAUACAGUUUUUUGCCAUUGAAAUUGCUCGGAACCGGGAAGGCUAUAACAAGGCAGUCUACAUCAGUGUUCAGGACAAUGAAGGAGAGAAAGGAGCUAACAAUGGUGUAGAAGAGAAAACUGAGAAAGGUGAUAGUGAAGGAGAAAAAGAGAAAACUGACAAAGGAGGAGAAAAAGAGAAGGAAGCCAACAAAGAAAUCAACAGAAGUGAUGAAGCAUCUGUGUAAGGCAGUAAGCCAUCAGUUUGGGCCUGGAGGACAAUAUUUUACCAAACUGCUGUGGAUGACUCCCAAA